Messenger RNA from Salvelinus fontinalis (brook trout), 3356 nucleotides. Its product is annotated as protein FAM135A-like. The record is from RefSeq and is a predicted model, not a curated record. NCBI's taxonomy places the organism in Eukaryota, Metazoa, Chordata, Actinopteri, Salmoniformes, Salmonidae.
GUAGAAGAAUCCCUCAAUGACAUGGACUUCCAGCUCUCUCUGGAGUUAUACUUCACAGAUGGAGACUUCUCGCCCGAGGAGCUCAGCUCCCUGCAGAACAUCAGCAGUCGUUCGCUCCGCUUGCACUUUAGCCUGAACCGAGGCAUCCACCAGCACAUCAAUAUCAUGUUCGACUACUUCCACCUGUCUGUGGUCUCUAUGGCCGUCCACGCAUCCCUGGUUGCCCUGCACCAACCCCUCAUCAGUUUCCCCCGGCUGGUGAAGAGUACAUGGCUGAACCGCAACGCCCCCCAGCAGAGUAAAGACUCUGUCAUCCCGGCCCUGGAGAAUGUGGUGUUUGGAACCAGCUAUGUCAAACAGCUGUCUGCUGAUGGCAGAACAUUUCUGGUGUCAGACCAAUGUCUGCAGCAUGCUUUCAGUCUUCACCACAGUCUCUGUGCCAGCCUACUGCUGGCCUACCAGGGCCUGUUUGGUUACUUCACCUCCGUCAGCAAGGACCUGCCCUCCUCACACCGCAUGGAGCUAGCCAAGCCCAGCAUGCAAGUCCUUUAUGAGAGAGUACUCAGAAGAACCUUCCCUCCAGACCAAAGGCACGUCUUCAUAGAGGAACUAGACGUUGAGAACCGUCUCACUGAGCUCUGUGAUCAAGUCAAGCAGAGGGCGGAGAGCCCGGACGAGCUGGCAGAGCUGGUCAAUAUGAACCUGGCCCAGUUGUGUUCCCUCCUCAUGGCCCUGUGGGGUCAGUUCCUGGAGGUGGUCUCACUGCAGGAGAAUGUUGCUGCCCUGCUGGCUGUGGAGCAUCACACACUCAGAGUGCGGAGAUUUGCAGAGGCCUUCUUUUGUCUGGAACACCCGAGACAAACGGCGCUGGCCUAUCAGGAACUACAUGCUCACAGCCACCAGCAGAUGACCACAGCCAUCAAGAGUUCCUCCUACUUCCUGUCUCUACCACCACUUCCUGUUGCAUGUGCCGACCUUGACGGGGACGUCAGCUCCCUGCCAAUCAUCUUCGAGGACAGAUACCUGGACUCUAUCACGGAAGAUCGGGACGGGCCGUGGCUGGGCAUACAUAAUCCCCGGAGUGGCUCCACGUCCUCCGGUAACUCUAAGGCCAGCUCUUCCUCUUCUACUGCAGCUGCCACAGCAUCCUUCCCCAGCCCCAUCCUGGAGCCUCGGCCCCCAACCAUGAUGGACACAACCUGGCCCGAUGACUGCCCAGACCUGCCCAAGUCCAAAGGCAAGUCGGUGAAACUGAAGAAGAACGCCAAGACGGAGAGGGAGAACGCCAAGAAGCUCAUCAGACAGGGAUCCAAGGACUCUGUGGUUCUGGUGGCCUAUAAGAACCUGGGGAAGGCCGCUAACUCGGCUAACCCUUCACAGCUAACACAUGGAGAAACUGACCAGGACAGAGAGGCCCAGGGACAGGGAGAGGCUGGCCUGAAGCAGCAGAGGGAGGAGAGGGAGCAGGGGGAGAGGGAUGCCUUGCUGGGGGUGACUGGGGGAGACUCCAACACUGACCUAAGGACUAGGAUCUCCAAAUAUUUUCCUGAGCCUGGUGCUACCACCACCACCACCGUCGCUGGACAGGCAAAUGCUGUUCUUCAUUUUGACUCUCUCCUUGAGGAUGACGUCCUAGUAGCUAGUGGCGUGGCUAGCCAGAAAGGUUACUUCACAGCCUUAGUGAGCUUGGACACACAGAACAAGCCGGCCCAGGCUGGUCCUGGAGCUGUAGCCGGAUUAGCCACCACAGAUAAUAACCAAGUAAUUCACAAAAAUGCUGCCGUUGACCACUGCAGCCAGCAGCUGCCCGAUCACUACACGCCUGGUUCUACCGCCACUGGACUCAGGCACAUUGAGGUCCAACCCAGUGACAAGGACCCGUACCAAGGAGACGCAGUGACAGUUCUCCUGCCCUGUCGCACGGAUGGGGAUGGGACCUCCAAAAGAGAUGUCCCAGAAAUCUCCCAGACAGACCUGUGUAUGUCCGACUCUAAACACCUUGCUAUGAGAGACUGGAGGUCUGAGGUGACUGACAGGCCUGGGGGUAGAGAGGUAAUGACAGAGGUUAGUCAGAGGCCAGGCCUGGUGCUUCUACAGCAGGUGAAGGGUGAUUGUAUCAGGCUGCCACCAGACGGAGGUGCUGCAGUCCCCAGUGCCUCCUCCCGCCUCUCCGACUCUGGUAUCGAGAGCGAGCCCAGCUCCUUCGCUAUCCAGCUGGCUACCCAGGGUGGGGCCGGAGGGCUGGCUGGGGCCCCUGAGACUGAGUUGGGCCCCCAGCAGGCCGAACGGCCCCUACUCAGCCCUGCUCCCCGGCCCGUCCAGCCCACCUCUGUCCAUAAAGGCAACUUGGGGGCUGGAGAGGGCCUCAACCCGGAGAGUACAGUCAGCGCGGUCAGCGGCGUCCAGUCUUCCCUCACCUCUAUCAACUCGCUGCCCUCGGAUGACGAGGAGGAGGGGGGUACAUCUGUGUCCAGGGGCUCCAGCAGUGUAGGAGGAGGGGAGGCCGAGGGGCUACCAGGCCCAGGGGGAAUGAGGAAGUCCAGUGUUCUGGUACAGGAGCAACAGAGCCUGGUGUUCUAUGGAGAACCACCACUAUCUGUCCCAACACGCUGCUCUGUACCCAGCCAAACGCACGCCAAUGCUGGGAUGGGCCUCAACACCACUGCUAGUGGGGGUUCUGCUUCUCAAUAUCUGCCUCCUAGGACUUUUUCCUCAACCUCUGAGUCAACACUUAACACUGAUCCCAGGUUGUUAACAGGUUUCUCUGAGGGGGCCGUAGGGGGUCCAGGUGCCCCCCGUAGUGAGCCCCAGACAGCCUCCUACCCCUCCUCUAACUCCACCGCCAGCAGCAGUGACCUAGUCAAGAAGGGACUGGUAGAAAACUACUUUGGCUCGCGCUCCAGCACAGACGUCUCAGAGAUCAGCCCUGUAGAGACGUCAGCUAUCACCCUGGGGAUACUGUCUGGAGCGGGGCCGGGGCCGCCUGUAGAGGAAGACGAGGAAGAGGACAACGAGAUGAUAGAGAACGGCUUCUACGAGGAAGGAGACGGCUUGGCGUUCGUGAACGGUGUCGUUGACGAGGAGGAGGAGGAUGAAGGGGAUGGAGGGGCAGUAGGGAGGAGUCUGUUGUUUGAACAGUUGGGACUGGACCAUGUUCAGGAGCCCAGGGGUCUUCCUCCAGGCUAUGGUGCCCCUGUCCGCUCCCCCCUGGCCCCCAGCUCAGUGGGCUCUUCCCAGGGGAGACCUCUAGUCCCUACCCCCUCCACCUCCCUCACCUCCAACAGCCUGCGCUGGUAUGACAGCGCCCCCACACCACAGAUGAAGGCGUGAGUCCACAGUCUAGUCACCUCAUGUCC